Molecule: messenger RNA, 1026 nt
Organism: Vigna umbellata (rice bean)
Lineage: Eukaryota; Viridiplantae; Streptophyta; Magnoliopsida; Fabales; Fabaceae
Product: purple acid phosphatase
Molecular function (GO): metal ion binding; acid phosphatase activity
Source: RefSeq, a predicted model, not a curated record
AAUUGAGUCCAAGAAAAGGAGAAACUGUACUGUUUGUUGGCGACCUCUCUUAUGCUGAUAACUACCCGAAUCAUGAUAAUGUGAGGUGGGAUACUUGGGGAAGGUUUACAGAAAGAAGUGUUGCAUAUCAACCAUGGAUUUGGACUGCAGGGAACCAUGAACUUGAUUUUGCUCCAGAAAUUGGUGAAACCGUACCUUUCAAGCCUUUCAGCCACCGUUACCAUGUUCCUUACAAAGCAUCUCAGAGCACCACCAUUCUGGUAUUCUAUCAAGAGAGCUUCAGCACACAUCAUCGUCUUGUCCUCAUAUUCAGCAUAUGGCAAAUAUACGCCGCAAUAUAUAUGGCUUGAACAGGAGCUACCGAAAGUUAACAGGACAGAGACUCCUUGGUUGGUUGUUCUCAUGCAUUCACCUUGGUACAAUAGCUACAAUUAUCACUACAUGGAAGGAGAAACAAUGAGAGUAAUGUACGAAGCCUGGUUUGUGAAGUACAAGGUUGAUGUCGUGUUUGCUGGUCAUGUUCAUGCCUACGAACGAUCUGAACGUGUUUCUAACAUUGCAUACAACGUCGUAAAUGGCAUUUGCACUCCUGUAAAAGAUCAAUCAGCUCCUGUAUAUAUCACCAUUGGUGAUGGAGGAAACCUUGAAGGAUUAGCAACCAACAUGACAGAACCACAACCAGAGUAUUCUGCAUACCGAGAAGCCAGCUUUGGACAUGCCAUAUUUUCCAUAAAGAACCGAACUCAUGCUCACUACAGCUGGAACCGAAAUCAAGAUGGUCUCGCUGUGGAGGCUGAUUCCGUUUGGUUUUUCAACCGAUACUGGCACCCAGUUGAUGAUUCCACCGUUCAUGUUUCACAUUGACGCACACUUCCACUGAUUUUAGUAUAACAAUGUAUAAUUUUAUAUCAAUAAAUUCGUCAUUCGACAGCUAAUUUGUGCCUAUACCACCAACAUUGAUUAUCAAUGUCUCUCAAUCUCUGUCACAGUUGAUAAAUACAAAUUGCGUGCUUCUUCUAUUUUUAU